Molecule: messenger RNA, 3209 nt
Organism: Polychytrium aggregatum
Lineage: Eukaryota; Fungi; Chytridiomycota; Chytridiomycetes; Polychytriales
Exons: 5
Coding region: 178-2982 (934 amino acids)
Biological process (GO): regulation of transcription by RNA polymerase II; endoplasmic reticulum unfolded protein response
Cellular component (GO): nucleus
Molecular function (GO): DNA-binding transcription factor activity, RNA polymerase II-specific; RNA polymerase II cis-regulatory region sequence-specific DNA binding
Source: RefSeq, a predicted model, not a curated record
CAUCAACCAGCCGGCCCUCCAACUCCCCGAUCGGCCUCCUCCGCCUGCCUUCGGUCCCCCCUCGUCGGAUUCGUAUCUUUGCAGUCCGUUCUGCAGUGACACCGGAUUCUGCAUCUCGCCCGUGCUCGAAUCCCCGUUGUACUCGCCUGCCAAGCUUCUGCUCUCCCAGCCAUCUCCAUGAUUCUCGAUCGCCCUGCCUUGUCGGGCCAUGUCGCCGCGGAUUCUGGGCUGGCCAUCGUCCGUGGCGAUCCCCCGUCUGCCGACGAGGAUGAGUUCAUGUCUUGCUUUCUCAACGAAGAUUGCUUCCUCCUCUCGUCAGCGGCGCUGGCCACGCCUCCGGACGAUCGCUUACCCUCCGACACCCCCGCUUCUGAUGACAGCGCCUUUGCAUCCUUCUUCCAUCCGUCGCCUUCUUCUUUCUCGACCUCGUCCUCGUCCCGUCCCUUGGGCUCUUCGCCUUCGCUCUCGCCCAAGGUCUCCCUCCCGUACACCAUCCCUGUUCUCACCCAGCCUCUGUCGCCGUGCUCUUCGCUGCAUUCGUCACCGCCUCCCAUCGCCACACUGGACCAUCUGCUCACCAUCUCUGAGCCCACAUCCGAGACAACGCCGCCUCCAGAUCUGUCGUGCAUCUCGUCCGAGCCCGCGGCGUCCCUGGGGUCGUCGUUUUCGUCCUUCUUGAAUGCGUCGGACCCGCUUGUCGCCUCAAUUCCGCCAAUCGACUCGUCCCUGCUCUUUGCGUCGCUCGCCGCCGAUUCGUCGCUGCAGAAUGUCUCUUCGGACUUGGCCAUGGCUUCGUCCUUCCUGCCGACCUCGAUGGCCACUUCUCCCAUCGCAGCCUUGGCGCCGUCUUCAUCUCUCCCUCCAAACCCGUUCCUGGCCACUCCGGGGCUCCCGCUGGCGACCUUCCCGACCGCCGCCGUCCCCUCCGUAUCUGCACUUUCUCCCAACCUGAUCUCCAUGAUUACCUCCGGCACCGCGGCAAGCUGCCAGCGACUCCUCAACGAGCCGCAGCGGCGAAAACCCGGCAGGAAGAAGAAGACCGACUUGAUGGAUAUUACGAAGGCCGACUUGCUCGCCGCAAAGCCCGAGUUGCUUGUCCCCACGAGCGAGCUUUCAGCCUCAAGCGCCAUGUUGGCGCAGAAGUUGCAGCGCCCUGUGUUGAUGCCCAAGCCCGAGUCGGGACCCCCAGUUGCGCUAUCCCCGCUACCCACCCUGGCUGCCACUGUGCCUGCGACCCUCAUCUCGUCCGGCCGUAUUGCAUCCAAACCCGCUGUCUCACCACCUCCAAAGACGGCAGCACCAGCGAUUGCGGCUGCACGGACUGUCGAGAUUGCUCCGAGCUCGCCCGCUCUCAAGAAGCGAGCCACGACCUCUAUCGUUUCGCCAACGACGCCUCUGCCCAUCGUCGACCCCAUCGUGAAGAUUGAGAUGCUUUCUGACACUGAGUCGACGGACAGAGACCCGAAUCUCUGCACUGUGUCGAUGGACGCCGAGGUCAGCUGCCUCGGCCCUUCAGUCGCCCUCGUGGCCAACAAACGGCAGGAGCGCAUGAUCAAGAAUCGUGAGGCAGCAGAUCAGUCGCGCAAACGCAAGCGCGAGCACCUGCAGCAGCUUGAGCUCCACGCCCAGCAACUUGUUUCCGAAAACGACCAGCUCAAGCAGCGCGUGCUGGAGCUGGAGAGCAUGAACUGGGAGCUCAAGCUUGAGAACGAGUCGCUGAAGGCCAAGUUGGCCGCUACUGGAAGCAGCAGCAGUGCCGGCGUUGAUCGUGUUUCUCUUGGCGCAAACAAAAAGACCGUUGGCACCCUUUUCAUGGUAUUUUUGUUUUCGUUUGCCGUGAUUCUCAUGCCCGGGUCGCUCCACAGCAGCCCGCAUCGUAUCGAUGGAAGCCACACGUCCAGAAUCGGAUUUUGGAGCGGAUUCACCAAUGCUCUCGAGGCAACCCCACACCAACAUGGCAAAGUCUUUGCCAACGACGACUCUCUCGGACAAAAGAUUGCCCUACUCGACCCCGUCCCUGCCCAGGCCGAAGGUUCGGUCUCGUCCUCACCACUCGCCCAGACGCCAGCCUCCCGCCACGCAGAUCUGUCUGUUUCUCAGCUCCGACAGCAGCAGCUGAUCGACGACAUUGUGCGUCGGAUCGGCCGUGACUCUGUGUCUGGCGCCUUUGGCGAGGACGGACCGUCGGAUGCAUUCCUGACUUCAACGUAUCUCAAGCCGGCCGACAUCCGUCAGCUUAGCACACUCCGCGAUAUAUCCGUCAAGAACUUGACGUCGCUGCUGCAGGGUUGGAGCAUGGCAACUUCCCAUGGCGGCGUGCAGCAACUCUAUAUCGACUCAAAAGACGCAGAGUCCAGUACCAUCGAUAUUCUCAUGAACGAUUCGACACACGUCCCUGUCGCUGAGCUCCUCCGCUUGCUCACCGGGCUUGAAAACGACGAUGCCGCGGGCGGGCAUACCGACUCGUCCAAGUCGCUAGGAACCAGAGACGCUCGCUCGACCCAGCAAUCUGCCGGAGACUUCAAAACGGACAUUCGCAAGGUCAUCAGUGAUGCCUAUGCAUAUGCCUCAGGCAUACAGCUUAGCCCCUUCUAUGCAGGCCUGUCUCCAAAGCAGUCCCGAAACCAGCCCAAACGCCCCUCGCCCCGAUCGGUCAAGAAGACACCUGUCGCCAACUCCCAGAGAUCCCCGUCCUCAGGCAACCAAAGCUGCGAAGCUCUCAAGUCCGAGUGGCUGAACGAGAUCCGAAGCGGCCCCAAGCUGUCGGUUUACACCUUCUUGGGCACUUCUCGGCUCAUGGAUGGCCCCGAUGCCCUGGUGGAUGGCUCCCGACAACCUGGCAGCGCCGAGGUUGGCGAGUGGACAGGCAGCUCCAGCCGACUCGGCAACCAAGCCCCACAUGAUCUUCACAGCGACCGCCGCGAAACAUACUUGCAGCUUGAUCUGGAAGUUGUUGGCGCCAAGCUGGUGACCCGAAACUAGACACUGGUGUCUUUGCGAUAUAUGACUUGCUGCUUUCUUGCGCUGCUGGCGCGCGUGAUGAUCACCCUCCGUUUUUAUUCUAUUUUUGCUUUCCGGGCCUCUGCCUGCCAACCCACCACUAUUCCUUGCUGUUCUCGUUUCGGUCACUUAUUCUGUUUCCAAAAUGAAAUGGGACAGUGUGUUUUCUGGAACCUGAAUACACCCACCCACUCAUUGCAUUCAUGGCC